Messenger RNA from Myiozetetes cayanensis, 7703 nucleotides. RefSeq names its product inositol hexakisphosphate kinase 1 (gene IP6K1). The transcript is spliced from 6 exons. Gene Ontology annotation, cellular component: nucleus; cytoplasm. The coding region runs from base 4394 to 5698 and encodes 434 amino acids. The record is from RefSeq and is a predicted model, not a curated record. NCBI's taxonomy places the organism in Eukaryota, Metazoa, Chordata, Aves, Passeriformes, Tyrannidae. Gene Ontology annotation, biological process: inositol phosphate biosynthetic process; phosphatidylinositol phosphate biosynthetic process. Gene Ontology annotation, molecular function: inositol hexakisphosphate kinase activity.
CGAGUAGGGGUUGGUGGGUGGAACUGACUCCUGUUCGUAUUCGAGCUGCUCAGAAUUUGAACUGGUCCCAGUCUCCAUCCCCCUCCAUUUUAAAGCUCGGAAUCAGCCCCCGUUUUUCUUCCCAGUGAUAUUCUUUGGUAUGUACUGCCUUUCUCGUUUCAGCUGUGUUUCUGCUCCAUCUGCUUUUCCUCCCUUCAGGUUCACCUGGCUUAACUUGGUGUUCAGAGCUUCCAAAGCUGCAUUCCACGUUUGGCCUUUGCUAAUGAAGCGCUGAGUGGUGCUGGAACAGUGUGGGCUUGGGUCUCUGUUUGUUCUUGAUGAAAUGUUUCUGUGAUCAGUAGGGCUGUGUAAACUUAGUUGGUAGCUUGUCUCACAAAAAUAAUAUGUUGUAAUGCCUUGUGAAGGUCUCAUUGUAGUGAACUGUCACCUGCAGCUGAUAUGGGGACAUGUGCGUAUGGUCAGAUUUUUCAUGGAGAAAAAUUCCUUGUUAUAUAUUUUCUUGGAUAUUUUUUUUUUGUUAUAUAUAUCACUGAACUAAGACUUUGAUUUCAUUUUUACAGAAAUCCUGUCAGGAGCUUCAAGGUGUUUUAGAAUUAGGUAUAUCAGUUAUUAGGUGUUGGCACUGUAACCCUAAAUAGGUGUGUUAGGGACAUCCUAACCCUGUGUAACAGUUUCUUGUUGCUGAGAUUGAGAAGUAUUUUUCUGUAGCUGGGUUAGUUUAGCACUGAUCAAAGGUAAGUGCUUUGUUUUGGAGCUGGAAGAAAAGUGGUAGGUUGUGAAAAGAUGCAAAUGUGGGCUCUAUAAAGCAAGAUAACAUUGGGUCGCUCUUUCAAGCGCAUCAAACUUGUUUUGUCAAUGUUUUGAAUCGUCCUAAUGCAAAUUUUUCUUUCUCUUUCUUAGAGGGUGUUUCUUACCCUCCCCAGCUUUUUCAGCGCCACCUUUUGCAAGUGCAUGGAUGAACAACCUGUGCCAUCCUGGUUAGAGCCCGUUGGGCAAAUCUGAAGUGUCCUUUUCAUGGCAUUCCCUUUGUUUCCUGUCUAAUAAGGACUUUUGGGGGAGCAGGAGAAGUGGUCCUUGGCUCCUUGAGGGGGAUGUUGAUGUGUACGAGGUCAUUACCAGGGGAAUCUCUGCUGACCAGAGAGUAGGAUAUGCUGGUAGGACCCUCUUCUGGACUCUGGUUAUUCAUUUAGGCACCUUGUGGAAGUUUUGUGUGUUUCUUGCAUAGAAAAAGAGCAAGUGAGCACAAUUAUGUGUGACAUGAGAAGGGGGGACAGUUUUUAUGAUCUGCUUCCAGUCACCAGUUUCACAUUCAGUGUGUGGCUUCACAGGCACUUCAGCUCAUGGAAGCAUAGACUGCAGCCCACAGGAGGUUCUUGACUUGCUGUUUGGGUGCUUGUACAGGUGGGAAUCUGAGUUCCCUGCCUUACAAAUAGAUCAAGCAGGAGACAAUCCGGCAGGAUUUUUUCCCCCCAGCUCGGUGUGGGUGCUUAAAUGAUUUUGCUGGUGCAAGGGAAUGGUGAGAAUGUGAGGCUGGUGCUGAAAUGGAGUCUUAUCCUUGUCCAGAGAAACCAACACUGUGAGUGCGUAACAGUGCAAUGGUGUAUUUUUCUGCAUGUAUUUUGUCAUAUAUAGCUUCAAAGUGUAUAUUUACAUAUAUUUAAAAAUUUAUGAAAUAGUAGUGCCCGUGCUUACUUCCUGCUUUUGUGAGUAGUAUCACUGUAUGCCUCAUCAUCAGGUUGACAGUACUGGGCAUGUCCUUCUCAUAAAAAUACUAUAGAAAGCAGAAUUAGAUGUGCUUUGGGAUCCCCUCUCCUGACAGAUUGUGCAAGUCGACUGACUUGGAAGUUAUUCUGCCUUGCACUGCACAUGGUGAGAAGUCAAGGUUAUAGUAACAAGCACUCGUAGGUCAAAAAGUGCCCAGGCUGGAGUAGUACUUGUGCCCUUAAUCAACUAAUCAGCCUUCUAAACAAGCAUUAUGAUUUCUUCUUAAUCAUGCAGUUCUGUGCUCUCCUCAUCCCACCCGAGCUGCCUGGUUUGUUCCUUUCCUUCUCUCCCGCACGUGUGGAGCUCAUUCACUUUGGGUAAAAUUAUCACGCUCUGAAAUGUGACCUUGUGGAGCUUGACCAGUGAGAGAUUAAGAGCCCAGUACAAGCUUGGAGCUAUUUGUUGACCAUCUGCUUGCAGGACACAGUGUUUUCGGUUCAGUGGAUCACCAGAUGAUGGUAAAAAUGUUUCUAGAUUUCAGUUUUUAGGUGAUUUCUCAGUGUCUGAAGGUUGUGAAUCUGGUGAGUUCUGGGUGGUACAGGGGGUACGGAGUGGCACUGACUGUGCUUUCCAUUGGGUUAAGAAAUGCAGGUGCUAAGUUUGAAGUUGGAUAUCUACAGCCCAUGUUCCAGAGGAGGUAGGGUUCUUCCAUCUGUGGUUGAAAUACACAUACUGAAGCCAUGGAAAAUCUGACAGAGGCCUUGCUUAUUGCAGUUCAGCCCAGGCACUUUACUUGCUGUCAGUGAAUUCCCCCAGUCUGCCCCUUGAGAAUUGGCUUGUAACAUGUUGGAGAUGUGAGCACUGAGUGGUGAUGCUGGGAUUUAUAGUCUCAGAACUCGGUAUUGACAAGAAGCUGCAGCCUGAUUUGUUUACUCUUGCAUUUGAUGGUGUCACACUGUCAGUCUUGGUGCUGGACAGGGUUUAGAUUUGGACUUGACUUGCAGAGUCUGUGUGUGGCAGCCCAGUCAAGCCGUGGCUCUGUGCUUGCUUGCUUAUAUGUGACUUGCCUAGGAACAACUGCUUUUAUUUCUGACUUGUCAGUCUUUGAGAAGAAAUGUAUCAAAAACAAACCUAGUAAGUACAAAGGGUCCCUAGUGAGCUCUGAAGUGGGUGAGCAAGAGCAAAUGAGCGAAAAUGUGGCAGAAACCUCUGCAAGAAUCAUAUCAAGUAUUUGUAUGACGUGCUGUAAAGUGAAGGAACCCUUCAGCUGUAUGGAGGAGCAGCUAGCAGUCUCCCUCUUUCCUAUUCCUGAUGUGACAGGAAUGCAGAGCAGGAUGCUGGCCAGUGUUUAAUAUCAGGUUUGUUGCUGCUGUCGUAGGGGUGGUGGGGGAGGAAGAGGAAGUGUUUGUGCUUGGUUUCUGUUUUGCAGGCAUUGCCUGUGCGCAGUGUUGUGCCGUUCUGAUGUGGCAGCAGCUGUUAUUUUUGGCUUUCCCAGUGUGCUGUUCGGGUGGAUGUACUUCCUAAUAGAUGCGGUUCUCUUAAUCCGUGUGUUGGGUGCUUGUGCUUCCUGUGUAUCGGUGCAGAUGGUACUGAGGUGCAAGUAAUUUACCAUGAUUUAUUUCUGUAGGCUCAUCUGUGUGCAUUUUGAGUGGCAUUAACCGUGUAUGAAAGGCAAGCCUCUUUAAGCUUUUAUUUUGCAUAACCCCAUCAGUAUGUGGUCAGUGUCAUUCACAACGUUUGAUCCCCUUCUCUGGGAGUGAAGGAAUAAGCUUUGCUGUUAGAGUGUGCCUCCAUCUAUAUAAUGCUGUCCACGGUAGUUAAAAUGGGUGCAGUCGUUUCUGUUAAAAAACAACAGGCGUAGCUGCCAUAAUUAUAUUAUUAUUAUUAGAUCUGUGUCAACCAAAUCUGAUAAAAGCAGUGAAAGAGGUUAUGAGAUGAAUGUGCCUACCCUGGUAGGAUGUCGCUACACGUGUUUGAGAGCUCUGAUAGAUAAGCUGUCUCUGAUUUAGCUUUUGUAGUUAGAAAGGUUAUCUCCUUUACCAGCUGUCCUGCUGCUUUGCCAGACACUACCUCCCUUGUACUGGGGCCUAAGCAGGGCCUGUUCAGCUGCCCUGGUUUAAUAUGCUGUGAUUCAGCCUUUCUUCCCUAAUACCAUCCGUGCCUUGUGAAGCAGACCCGGUGAGGAACAGUUGUGCAUCCGGCUCUGCUCCACCCGUGGUUGGUGAUCUUCAGCUGAGGCAGCUGGGGACAGUGUGUCCCCUCAGUGACACAUUUGGUAGAGAACAUCUGUCAGAGCCCCGAGCAGCGAGUGAGAGCAUCUGCAUCCUGAAAGGAACUCGCUGUGAAUUCUGAUCCUAGACUGGAGGGAAGGCAUGCUCUCGAAAGUUCUGAAUUGAUGAGCAAGUAAAGAUCUCUAUAAAAGCUAAUUUAGCACUUGCUAACUCAUAUCCAUACAACAUCUUGCAGGCUGACCUGCUUCUGGGGUCCUACUCCCUCUUGAUUGUGAGAGGUUGGGUCCAUAUUCCAGUGACUGCUCAGCCGAAAGAGCUUGGGUGACAUCUCCAAGAUCACUGCAAGGGAGCAGACUGCCAGGAUUUCCCCCCUGUGGCUGCCUGACUGCUGCUGAGCUACCCCUCCCAGCCCAUGUGGCUCUCCCCAUGCUCCAGGAGUGCAACUGGUGCUCAACGCAAUGUGUGUUUGUCAAACCAUGGAAGUGGGCAAGUAUGGCAAGAAUGCCACUCGAUCUGGAGACCGGGGGGUCCUGCUGGAGCCUUUCAUCCACCAGGUGGGCGGCCACAGCAGCAUGAUGCGCUACGACGACCACACCGUCUGCAAGCCCCUCAUCACCAGAGAGCAGCGCUUCUACGAGUCUCUGCCCCCGGAAAUGAAGGAGUUCACACCUGAGUACAAAGGUGUGGUUUCUGUCUGUUUUGAGGGAGACAGCGAUGGCUACAUUAACCUGGUGGCCUAUCCCUACGUGGAGAACGAGGCUCUGGAGCAGGAUGAUAUGCCAGAGAGGGACCAGCCCCGGCGCAAGCACUCGCGCCGGAGCCUUCACAGGUCAAGCAGCGGCACCGAGCACAAGGAGGAGAAGCCUGGCCUGGCCAGUGACAGCACUGAAAGCAGCAUCCAGGAAUCGAAGAGUCCCAGGGUGGACUUGCACAUCCACUCAGAUGUUCCAUUUCAGAUGUUGGAUGGGAACAGUGGUCUGAGCUCCGAGAAGAUCAGCUAUAACCCCUGGAGCCUGCGCUGCCACAAGCAGCAGCUGAGCCGCAUGAGGUCAGAGUCCAAGGACCGAAAGCUGUACAAGUUCCUCUUGCUGGAGAAUGUGGUGCAUCACUUCAAGCUUCCCUGCGUGCUUGAUCUGAAGAUGGGGACCAGGCAGCACGGAGAUGAUGCGUCUGAGGAGAAGGCUGCUCGGCAGAUGAAGAAAUGUGAACAGAGCACUUCUGCCACCUUGGGCGUGCGUGUGUGUGGGAUGCAGGUGUACCAGCUGGACACAGGGCACUACUUAUGCAGGAAUAAAUACUAUGGACGCGGCCUUUCCAUCGAAGGCUUCCGCAAUGCCCUCUACCAGUAUCUCCACAACGGCAUCGAGCUGCGCAAGGACCUCUUUGAGCCUGUCCUUGCCAAGCUGCGGAGCCUGAAGGCGGUUUUGGAGAGACAGGCCUCCUACCGCUUCUACUCCAGCUCCCUCCUCAUCAUUUACGACGGGAAGGACAGCCGGGCGGGGAUGUUUGUGGAGCGCCGGCCGGAGGCGCGCCUGAAGCGGGUGGACGGCUCUGUGCCCGAGAGCCUCCAGGACGGCAGCGGCACCGAGCCCGGCUCCUCGGCACAGCCCAAGGUGGACGUGCGGAUGAUUGACUUUGCACACAGCACCUUCAAAGGCUUUCGCGACGACCCCACUGUGCACGACGGACCCGACAUGGGCUACGUCUUCGGGCUGGAAAGCCUCAUCAACAUCAUGGAACAGAUGCGCGAGGAGAACCAGUAGCCCUGGGCUAUGGCCUCUUAUUCUUGUCCCGGUGGCCCGAGCAGACAAGACCACCUACUACCACGGGAAAAACACAACUUUGGUUUUAAACAACUGUAUCACUCCAUUGUUUUUAAAUGUACUUGGAUAGGAGAGCCGAGGGAGGCAGGAUGGAAGAGCUCCUCGUGCCGACCAGACGGUUCCAACCACACUAGCUCUGCCUUCUGGAGGAGGCUCUGUAGAUGCCUGCUGGGUGUCGGGUGUCCCGGUUCUUCACUCCUUGUGUGCGCAUUUUGUGGAGGGAGGAUCUGGAUGUAGGGAUGAGAAAGCAGGAGAGCCUGGGGCUCUUCACGUGGCUGGAGCUCUGGUGUGAGGAGCCCCCGGGAGAGCCUUCCCUUCAAAAUUCUCCAGAGCUGUUUGGAAAGGGCGCUCCACUAACGGUUGGCAGCGUCUGUGUGGCCGCUGGUGAGCAGCUCAGGUGCCGGUCCCUGCGUUCGGUGUUGCUGGCUCUGCCCUGGGUUUUGCCAGUGGGGCUUUGCUUUUGAUGCUGCCUUUUUCUGCUGUUUGGGCACUGUGAGUAGCCACCCCAGACACAGAAAUGAAAUGACCAAAUGCAACCCCUGGCAGAGCUGCGGCUGGGAGGGAACGCCGCGCACCUGGAGCUGUGCUCGAGCCCUGGGCCUGCUCCCUCUGAUGCUGUGGCACGGGGCAGGCACGGGGCUCUGAGGGAGUGACUCUACUCUGGAGCACUGACCAAGCAAGCACUCAGCUCGUGGGCUAGCAAUAGUAUCUGUAGCAGUUAAGAUGACCCCAGCUGUCCAGCGGGGCCUUUUGGACCAUUUCAACCCUUCCCCUCCUGUAAUGUUGGUCCCACAGGCCGUACUGAGUCUGUCCCUCCAGCACAAAGAUGCCCUCUGCUCCCAGGCCCUGCCCUUUCCAAAGGCCUGGGGGUGGUGGAAGAGAAGGCUGAGGGUUGGGGCUGACCCCCUUCUCCUCUCUGAGGAUCUCCAGGGGCCAGGUAAGGGGGGACCUGGCUGAGUGGUGAGUGCCACUGCCUGCCUGUUUAGCUUUGCUUCCUGGAGUCAGUCUGUCCCAAAAUAAAUGUCCCCUGGCCUCCCUUGAGGCAUUAACGUUUGAUACUGUGGCCUGGUAGUACCAGACCGUACCCUGCUCCACAUCACCCCUGUUUCUGUGCUGGGGCCCCCCGGCUGCUCCCUCCUGCUCUCACUGACUUGUUCCAUGGCGUUACCAUUACCCCAGUUCCCCGCCAGGCCAGGGUUGGGUUUGGGUUUUUUUUUAUUUUAAUUCCUUCAGGAAAGCUUGUUUGGGAAUACUCGCAUGUCGCAUGUGUGCCGACUCCGUGUGUGCGCAGGUCUCUCGGACAGUGCGGGUGCUCGGCCAGCUGCGGGCAUGGGCCUGUGCCACUGGUGGGGAAGGGGACAGGGACUGGGCCAGCUCUCUCUGCCUGUCUCCCAGCUCCUCAACACUUGUCCAAGCCAUCGCUCCACUCCCACCUUCUGGACAAGGACCUUUAUCCCUGGCCCGCUGCCCUGCGCUACUUCAUCGCUCCUGCGGGUCGCUGCCUUCCCAGGAGUCGCAGGAUUUUCAGGGAGCAGGUUUGCAGGAGGGACCGAGGUCGGGUGAGGGGCUGGGUGUAGCCAGCAGGUGCCCCAGGUGCCCCCAACAGCCGUGUUACCCCCCCGGCCCUGCCCCAGCGUGGCCUGUCGCUGCCCCCCCUCUGCAUGUCGUUGUCCCCUGGGGGCUGUGCUCGGGCAGGCCAGGCCCCACCUCCUGGGGAACCCCUUGGUGUCCCCCCGUGCCCAUUCCUGCCGUUCCCACCUCGCAGGGCCGUGACAGACCUGCCACGCUGCUGGUGCUCCGCGGGAGUCGCCUCCCUCCCCUUCGGACCACCGCGGUGGGACUCCACAGCUUGUACAUAGCCUUGGCCCCGUUUGUUUUUACAUGAAUAACCACCCUGUUUGUGCUUCACCAGAGAACCAAAACCAUUAAAGGAUCUGUUUUUGUC